AUGUAUGCAACUUAUGAAAAAGUUGAAAUACAAUCCGAAAAUAAAUUCUCUCAACUUGUGCAUGGACAAAACAUUGUAAUUAUACCGGAAUUCACCCUUCAGUCCGGUCAUACCUUACAUAAAGUACCUGUAGCAUAUAAAACAUGGGGAACCGUUAAUGAAAAUAGGGAUAAUGUUAUGAUAAUCUGCCAUGCACUUAGCGGAAGUGCUGACGUACAAGAUUGGUGGGGUCCACUUAUCGGUAAGGGAAGAGCAUUUGAUCCUACGAAAUUUUUUAUUUUUUGCGGGAAUAUGUUCGCAUCACCCUACGGAACCGCCUCGCCUAUUACCAUCAAUCCCGAAACUGGAAAAUAUUACGGACCCGAAUUCCCUCCGACAACACCAAGAGACGAUGUUAGGCUUCAUAAAAUGAUUCUUGAUUCACUGGGAAUUAAGCAAGUUGCAAUUUGUAUCGGAGGUUCUAUGGGCGGUAUGCAAGUUCUGGAAUGGUCUUUUUAUGGACCAAAUUAUGUCAAAACCAUUGUUCCGAUCGCUACAUCUGCUCGUAAUUCAGCUUGGUGUAUCAGUUGGAAUGAAGCUCAAAGGCAAUCCAUAUAUAGCGAUAAUAAAUAUUGUGAUGGAUAUUACGAUCAUAAUGAUCCCCCUGCUACUGGACUUUCGGCCGCUAGGAUGUCAGCAUUGUUAACUUAUAGAUCACGAGAUUCCUUUGAGUCAAGGUUUGGUCGAAAAUUUCAUGAUCCAAAGAAUCAUCCAACGGCAACACCUUCAUCAAAAAUAAGACCUUCAACACCCGCAGAGGAAGCUUUGCUUAUACAUAAUGAUGGACAUAGAAGUGAAAAUAUAACAAGUAGAGAGAAUUUUCUUUCGAAACCCAAAAAUUGUAACGGUUCAGAAUCUAAUAAUAACGUUGAAAAUCGUGUUGAAACAAUUGACGCAAAAGAAUGGACAGAAAAUAAUGAUAACGAACAUUCCACAAAAUCCGUUCCUAACGUCUUUUCAGCACAAUCUUAUCUUCGUUAUCAGGGUGAAAAAUUUGUUAAAAGAUUUGACGCUAAUUGUUAUAUCAGUCUUACGAGGAAGAUGGAUGCCCAUGAUGUGGCAAAAGAUCGCGGUGACUUGGAAAAGGUCUUAAUCAGCAUUAAGCAGCCUGCCUUAAUUAUUGGAAUCGAAUCAGAUGGGUUAUUUACAAUUUCAGAACAAUAUGAAUUAGCGGAAUUUAUUCCAAAUUCAGAAAUGGUUACAAUUCAGUCGCCAGAUGGACAUGAUGGAUUUUUAUUAGAAUUUGAUCAAAUUAAUAGACAUAUACUUCGAUUUAUUCGUAAGUUUCUUCCUGAUAUUGCAGAAAAUGAAUUAUGUGACAUUAAAGAUGUUGUAGGGUUAGAUGAUGAUCAAAAAGAUGUUUAUGGGGCAGAAAUUAAAGCUACCAAAAACAGUUUAUUUGGUGAAGCUGAAGUGAUAAAGUGGUGA
Funneliformis geosporum is the source of this 1467-nucleotide messenger RNA. NCBI's taxonomy places the organism in Eukaryota, Fungi, Glomeromycota, Glomeromycetes, Glomerales, Glomeraceae. The record is from the annotation of a GenBank genome assembly.